Molecule: messenger RNA, 5357 nt
Organism: Syngnathoides biaculeatus (alligator pipefish)
Lineage: Eukaryota; Metazoa; Chordata; Actinopteri; Syngnathiformes; Syngnathidae
Gene: fgfrl1a
Product: fibroblast growth factor receptor like 1a
Exons: 8
Coding region: 291-1784 (497 amino acids)
Cellular component (GO): plasma membrane
Molecular function (GO): fibroblast growth factor receptor activity; fibroblast growth factor binding
Source: RefSeq, a predicted model, not a curated record
GCCUGCGGCUCAAAGUUGGAGGACGCCCGAGCGGACUUUGCUGCUGCUGCUGCUGCACCCGCGGCGCUUUUCAAAUGGGACGAGCCCUUCCAAUUAGUAUUUGGAGCCAUUAACAUCCCAGUUUGGUUCGAAUCCGGAUCGAAAUAAUUCCUGGAAAAAGGCUCAUCAGACUGCCGGAUUUAAACCAUUGAUGUGAAUAUUCUUUCAUUUUUUUUGGGGGGGGCGAGGGGGAAGAUUUUUUUUUUUUUUUUUAAAUCAUCUGCUGGCUGGUGGAAAUAUUGUUGAAACUGAUGAAGAUGUCAAAAUCUGGCGUGAUGACGUCAGCGCGCUUGCUGCUGCUGCUGCUGGAGUUCAUCUCGAUGAGCGGCGCGGCCCGAGGUCCGCCCAGGGUGUCGGAGCGCGUGCCCCACCGCCAGAGCGUGCGCCUGGGCCGCACGGCCAAGCUGCCGUGCCCCGUGGAGGGCGACCCCCCGCCGCUCGUCAUGUGGACCAAGGGCGGCCGCAACAUCCACAGCGGCUGGACGCGCUUCCGGGCCCUGCGCCACGCCUUGCGCAUCAAAGAGGUGGAGGCCGACGACGGCGGCGCGUACGUCUGCAAGGCCACCAACGGAUUCGGCAGCGUCAGCGUCAACUACACGCUCGUCAUCAUCGACGAUUCUGGAGCUGGAACGGCCCACUCGGAACACAUUCCGGACCUCAUCGGGAAGCUGGCGCGUCCUCGCUUCACUCAGCCGACCAAGAUGAGGAAGCGCGUCAUCGCCCGGCCCGUGGGCAGCUCGGUCCGCCUCAAGUGCGCCGCCAGCGGCAACCCGCGGCCCGACAUCGUGUGGCUGAAGGACGGGCGGCCGCUGGCCCGCGGCGACGACGGCGACUCGGAAGAGGACGGGAAGAAGAAGAAGUGGACUCUGAGUCUGAAGAGCCUGACGCCGGAGCACAGCGGAAAGUACACGUGUCACGUGUCCAACCGGGCGGGACACAUCAACGCCACCUACAAAGUGGAAGUCAUACAGCGCACCAACUCCAAGCCCAUCCUCACGGGCACUCACCCGGUCAACACCACGGUGGACUACGGCGGCAGCACUUCCUUUCAGUGCAAAGUGCGCAGCGACGUCAAGCCCGUCAUCCAGUGGCUCAAGCGGGUGGAGGCGGGCGACGAGGGCAAGUUCAACUCCACGCUGGAGGUCGGGGACCACCACUAUGUGGUCCUGCCCACGGGGGACGUUUGGUCGCGGCCCGACGGCUCGUACCUCAACAAGCUUCUGAUCGCCCGUGCCAAGAAGGAGGACGCGGGCAUGUACAUCUGCUUGGGCGCGAACACCAUGGGCUACAGCUUCAGGAGCGCCUACCUCACCGUGCUACCAGACGUGAAGCCCCAAAACGCUUUAGUUUUCCCAACCGCCGCCUCGCCGGGCCUUCCCUGGCCCGUCAUCAUCGGGAUCCCGGCAGGUGUGGCCCUAGUCCUGGGAACCGCCCUCCUCUGGUGCUGCCGGUCCAAACGCUCCUGCCCCUCCGCCUCCCCCUCGUCUUCGUCCCAAGUCUCCUCCGCCUUCCCGGCCGCCCAGCGCCUCCCGGUGGCGGCGGGCCGCGAGCGAGUGUGCCCCGGCGCCGACAAGGAGGGCCUGUCCUACGAGGACUACGUAGCCCACCAGAACCAGAACCAGAACCAGCCGCUGACCUCCUCUAAACUGUACCCCAAAAUCUACACGCACGACAUCCACACGCACACGCAUUCGCACGUAGAUGGCAAAGUGCACCAACACCAGCACAUACACUACCAAUGUUAGCAGUGGAGGGUUCAACGCCACUUUCAUGCAUUUUCGAACACAAUGAAGAAUGUAAAGAGAGAUUUUAAAAAAAUAAUAAGAAUCAAAAAUCCCUCAAAGUAUUUUUUUAAAAGCUGACUAUAGAGGAAUCAACGAGCCCCCGUUUUCUGCCUUUCAAACAUUUGCGUCUUCUGUAUAUAGUCAGAUAUGAUUAUGUAGCAUUUAGCAUGCUUCUUCAUUUUGUAUAAAUAAAUGUACCGUAAUUCCCGGCUUACGGAGCGCGCCUGGUUAUAAGCCUCGCACAGUACAUUUGGAAAGGAAAUACCAUUUGGUACAUACAUGAGCCGCAGCUGUGUAAAAGCCGCAAGAGCAUUUCCAAAGACGGUACACAGUCUAACGCUAGCUCAACCGCGCUAAUGCUAACGCUAGCGUUGCACUAACCGGGCCGGUUAAAAAAGAAAACAUGCCUGCUAAAAUUUUCUACAGAACAUUUCUAAAGAACCAUAGAAAUUUAGGACCCAAGUCUGUUCUAUAGAAUUUCCAUAGAAUUUUUUUUAGCAGGGAUAAUCACUGAGACACGGCAGUAAGACGCUAACACUAGCGCUAACAGGGCCCGACCGGUAAAAGUCACUUCCUCGGCACAUAUAUUCCACCGGUCUCACUCCUACCUUUUCGGCUCGAGUGCUCCCUUGCGGCUUUUAGAAAAAAAAUGCACAAAUUAGCCGCAGCGUUGAAAACGUGUGAAAAUAGUUGCGGUUUAUAUGCUGGAAAUUACGGUAAUAAUGUGCACUUCAUGUCUAUAGUUUCAUGUCUAUGUUGUUAAAGAAACGCCAACCACAUGCUUCACUGGGAGAAGGCGAGACAGUCCACAGAAAAAGUUUAACGCUAGCGCCGCGCUAAUGCUAACAGGGCCGGUUAAGAUAAAACUUACCAGUAAAUAUCACUGAGACACGCCAGUAGCACAGCACCAACACGUUAGCACAGCGCUAAUGCUAGUGCAGUGCUAACAUGGCCGGUAAAAGUCACUUCCUCUGCACAUAUAUUCCACCGGUCUCACUCUUACCUUUUUCGCUCGAGUGCCCCGUUGCGGCCGUUAGGAAAAAAAAAUGCUCAAAUGAGCCGCAUCAUCGCAUAAAUUGCAGGGUUGAAAGCGUGUGGGGGGAAAAAAAGUUGCGCCUUGUAGGCCGGAAAUUACGGUAAUAAUAAUACGGUUUGUGUCAAUAGUUUCAUAUCUAUGUUGUUAAAGAAACACCAACCACGUGGUUUACUGGGAGGCGGAAAAAAUGGCUGCUAAACGCUGCAUUGCAUCCAGUCGGCAUUUCAUUAAGUACACCAUCACUUUGUCGAAUGUAUUUUAAAUCGGACCCCCAAAGUCACUUUUACGUAGCAACGUGCGAUAGUAGAUAGUAAAUAUUUGACCGGAAUUGUCGCCGUUUAUAGGGGUCCUUCAAAGAGGAAUUUAUCCUUUCGCUAAAAAAAUGGAAACUUAGAUGAAUGGACAACGCUAAAUUGUGAUUUUUAUUCAUUUGAUUUUUUUUUGGGACGCCGCUAUCUCAGCCCAUGUGUACCUAAUGAUUUGCCCAUAAAGUGCAUGCGUUCACAUUGCGCUCGCCGCAUAUCACGUUUAUAUUCUUUUCAAACCUGUGAAGCCACCGCUUAGUCCUACUACGACCGUACGUUGUUAUUUUCUGCUCCUGUCGUGUCGAACGCUAACGGAUUGCCGCCGCUAUAGACCAACGUGUUACUGUCCACUUACCGCUGGUGUGUAUGUAAGUGAAUUUAUUUUUUAUGAAAUAGUCAAACUAGUGUUUUGUUUUUUUUUUUUUUAAUUGCCUCCACGUUGGGUAAAAAAAAAAAAAAUGAAUUUCUAAUUUAUUUUCUUUGGGCAUUAUACUGCAUGAAUUCAUUGUGUACUCUGUGUGUGCGUGCACGUGUGUGUAUCCAAUAUAUAGAGUAUACAACCCCAAUUCCAAUGAAGUUGGGACAUUCUAUUAAAUAUAAAUAAGAACAGAAUAUAAUGAUUUGCAACUCAUGUCCAACAAAUAUUUAAUUGAAAGACAAGAUAUUUAAUGUUUCAACUGAUAAACUUUUUUGGUUUUUGGCUAACAAUCAUUAACUUUGAAUUUUAUGGCUGCGACAGGGUCAUAUUUACAAUUGUGUUAUAUCAGCAUUACUUUUAAUAACUUCUAAUAAGCGUUUGGGAACUGUGGACGCUAGUUGUUGAAGCUUUUUAGGUGGAAAUGUUUCCCGUUCUUGCUUGAUGUACAGAUUCAGCCGUUCAACGGUCCGGGGUCUCCGUUGAUGGAUUUUAUUCUUCGUAAUGCGCCACCCAUUUUCAUUCAGCCAGGCCAGUAUAGUACCCGCACUCUUGCACUCUUUUACUACUUGUAACACGUGCAGAGUGUGGUUUGGCAGUGUCUUGCUGAAAUUAGCAGGGGCAUCCGUGAAAAAGACGUUGCUUGGAUGGCGGCAUAUGUUUCUCCAAAACCUGUAUGUACCUUUCAGCAUUAAUGGUGACUUUAUAGAUGCACAAAUUACCUGUGCCAUUAGCACUAAUAUAGCCCCAUACUAUCACAGAUGCUGGCUUUUGAACUUCGUGUCUGUAAUAGUCCCGAUGGUUCUUUUCAUCUCUUUGGCCCGGAGGACGCAACGUCCACAAUUUCUAAAAACAAUGUGAAAUGUGGGAGGCACAGUGGAUCAGCUGGUAAAGCGUUGGCCUCACAGUUCUGAGGUCCCGGGUUCAAUUCUGGACCCAGCUGUGUGGAGUUUGCAUGUUCUCCCCGUGCCAGUGUGGGUUUUCUCCAGGCACUCCAGGUUCCUCCCACAUCCCCAAAACAUGCAACAUUAAUUGGGCCCUCUAAAUUGCCCCAAGGUGUGAUUAUGAGUGCGACUGUUUGUCUCUAUGCGCCCUGCAAUUGGCUGGCAACCAAUUGAGGGUGUACCCCGCCUCCUGCCCAUUGACAGCUGGGAUAGGCUCCAACACUCCCUCUGACCCUAGGCGGCUAAGAAAAUAGAUGGAAUUUCAAACAUGGACUCAACAUGCUUUUCCACUGUGCAUCAGUCCAUCUUAGAUGAGCUUGGGCCCAGAGAAGCUGGCGGCGUUUCUGGGUGUUGUUGAGAAAUGGCUUUUAGUUUGCAUAGUAGAGUUUUAAGUUGCACUUCAGGUUGUGGCGCCAACGUGUAUUUAGAGACAUUGGUUUUUGGAAGUGUUCCCGAGCCCACGUGAUAAUAUCUUUUACACAUUGAUGUCGUUUUUUGAUGCAGUGCCGCCUGAGGGAUCAAAGGUCACGGACAUUCAGUGUUGGUUUUUGGCCUUGCUGCUUACAUAGAGUGCGUUUCUAAGUUCUUAUAUUGAAUAUCUUGCCUUUGUAGUGUAUUCAAUUAAAUAGGGGUUGAACAUGAUUUGCAAAUUCUUUUACUCUGUUUUUAUUGAUGUUUAACAAAACGUCCCAACUUCAUUGGAAUUGGGUUUGUAAAUAUCUCUGUAAGAUAUCGUAUUUAUAAGUGCUGGCAGAGGUUUUGGAUAUUUGUUGUAUGGACAAUCUUGUACAGUUUAUCUUUUGUUGCAUAUUAAUCGUUGCCAUUAAAUAAAAA